Molecule: messenger RNA, 1389 nt
Organism: Eruca vesicaria subsp. sativa (arugula)
Lineage: Eukaryota; Viridiplantae; Streptophyta; Magnoliopsida; Brassicales; Brassicaceae
Source: the annotation of a GenBank genome assembly
CCUCUCAAAGUUUCCCAAAAGAAAAAAACUAUUCAGAUUCUCAAUGGCUCAAGCGGCGAGACUAAGCAUGAGGAUGCAGAAAGAGCUGAAGCUUCUCCUCACCGAUCCACCUCACGGCGCUUCCUUCCCUCACCUCUCCUCCGCCGCUUCCGGCUCCGCCGAUUAUUUCUCUUCUUUCUCCACCAUCGAUGCUCAUAUCGAAGGACCUGAAGAUACUGUUUAUGCUAAUGGAAUCUUCAUCCUGAAGAUUCAAAUUCCAGAGAGGUAUCCGUUUCAGCCUCCUAUUGUGUCUUUUGCUACACCGAUUUACCAUCCAAACAUCGAUAACAGUGGCCGGAUUUGCCUCGACAUCUUGAAUCUCCCUCCCAAGGGUGCUUGGCAACCAUCAUUGAACAUCUCGACAGUGUUGACGAGCAUUGGGUUGUUGCUUAGUGAACCGAACCCAGAUGAUGGCUUGAUGUGUGAAGUAAGCAGGGAGUACAAAUACAAUAGACAAACUUUCGAUCAUAAGGCACGGGAGAUGACAGAGAAGUAUGCUGUAAAGGUUAAGAAGUCUGGUGAUGGGAGCAGCACCAGCCUCCAGAUUCAUGGAAGACCAAACUCGGCUGAGAUUAAGAGUCAUGGAGAUGAGAAUGUUUCUGAAAGUGAAAACAGUGUUUUAGCUCAUAAUCACGAAAAGCCCAAGCUAACAGAGGAGUCUUCCUUGAGCAUAACACGUAAAGAUAGUCUUGACACUGUUAUAUCGAAUAGUCAACUGCUUCUCUCAAGUUCUAGAGAUCAAGAAAUGGAUGGUAAUGGGAAAAGAAAAGCAGUGAUUGGUUUCUAUGACGGAGGGAGCAGGAAGAAGCUAUCUCUUUCCUUGCCUCCUCAAUCUCAGAAGAAAGACUUGUGUGGUGAAGAACUCACACAUGAAGUUUCAGCUGUUUGCAAAGAAAACGAGAAGCCACAUUCAAAUUUAAAGAAGCUUUCUCUGGGGUUAAAGAAGCCAUUGGUUAAUGCUGCAUCACUUAAUAACAACUUGGCCUCUUCAGGUUUUCGAUCUUCUGCUGCAAAGAGUGAAAGCAAUAGACUAAACCAAAAACUGUCCUUGAGACCUUUUGGAGAGUCACUGUUGAAUGAAGUUAGCAAAACAGAGGAACUUGCGCAAACUGACAUGUAUGUGAAUAGAGAUGUGAGAAGUUGUGGGGAAGAGUUUGACAAGUCGGUCUUAGAAGAAGCAUCAAUGCCUGAAUCCAUUGUUGUUCUAGACAGUGACGAAAGUGGAGAAGAGGAAGAAGAAGCCACAGUCUCUUCAAGGUCAAGAUUAUCAUUGGCAAGGAGAGGCCUCAGGUAGACCUUGAAGUAAUUGUUUUGUUUUGUUUUAUUUGGAGCUGGGUUCAGAACGUCGUG